AUGAAGAGCGAAAACAGCCCAAUCGAAACAAGAUUAGGCUUAAUCACCGGUAAUCAGCUGGGGAAGGCAUCUGAGAAGUGCGAAGCGGCGGUGCCAUCCCCAGCGAUCCAGCGAUCUCGAGACCGCCGUGAGCGUUUUUCUCACAUUCACGGUCUCUUGGAGCAGGUUUUCGAUAGCUUUCCCGGCCCGAACUCGUUUCCACUCGCAGCUUGCAAGGAGAUCACUACCCAGCUCCACCUUGACCCUGACAGCUUGGGUCUCCCCCCUGCAUUGGCAUCCGGACUACCAAAUUUGGCAUCGCAGCUGCCCGCUGCUAUCGCCGACAUUGUGCCAGCAGGCUACUCUGGAGACUGGCUUGUAAAAUAUCUAGCAUUACGAGACGUGUCGCAAUUCGUAGUUGCCGCCUCAAUCCAAUAUGCUGCCCACAAGGAGACUCGAGAACUGCGUCUCGAGCCAGCCCUGGCGCAUUCCAGAAAUGCUGUUCUGAGUGCGCUCGAUGCCUUACUCUUACCCGACACCCUGGACCUAUCUCAUCAAGACACCGCAGGGAUCUGUGUCGAGGAAUUCGAACUGGAUGCAUUGGAUGCUCUAUUCGCGAGGCUUGUAGCCCGUCAGGCUAUUCAACGCGUCAGUGACCGGGAGAUGGUCCAUAACAUGUCUCAGGUUGUCAGAAACAUUGCUCUUCAGGACAAUCCCAGUGGGCAGUUCAUGCCGAAUCAGCGGCCUGGUCUGUACUCUGUGAAUUGCCCGGAAUGUCACAUCAUAGGUGCAUCUCAGUUGAACCCAACGGACAUCAAUACUCCUACCGAACAUGGUCAUGUUGCUAGACAGCUUCCACCCAAAACAAGAUGCAUACACUGCGGAGAAGCCAUCACCAUUUCACGGGAGAUAUCAACAGUACGGCAAACUUGGGAACUACUGGAACCACUUCACCUUGAUGCUGACACCGUCAGCCUGCAACGUCAUUUACCCACACAAUUUCUACUACGGCCGCCCAAGACACAGACGAGCGGCUUCACGUCACUAGAAUACGGCAAUACGCUCCGUAUAGGAGCUGGGAAAUUGGGCGGACACGAAGCCUAUGGCUCUUCGCACCAACCAAAGAUGUUUCUUUCCAGCCCUGUAUCCAUAGAUCCCAUUGGCUCUCUGUAUACUGGGCUUCUGUCGCCUCAAAGCCCCAAUCACUCCCAAAGCCCAUUACCGCUACGUCAUCAACAAUCACAAGCAGACAACAGAAGCAAACUUUCGGACCAUCAUGACAAGCUUGAUCCAGCCUUGCUAACAGAUCGGCCCACCUUCUCCCACGACUCGCCUAUAUUUAAACGGCUGCAGCAUGACACAUAUGAGGCUUCAUCCAUAAACACCCCGAGAUCUUUUACAACUAGCAAAAAACCACCUGCUGGCGUAAUAGCAGACUCGAGUUCCUUGUCUUCGACUACGCUUGAAGCCCAAAAGCUCGAGGAAAUCACUCUGACUCCCCUUGUCAUCCAGAAACAUCAAGGGAGAGGGAAAUCGUCGAAGAAUAUCAAUGUUACUCUCUCGCAAAGCUCUACCCUCGCUCUAUUUUGGACCCAGCUGCUCAUACAUGUGUGGGAUGUUGCCAACACCCCUCCCACCAUGAUGCGGGCCAUUCAGCCAGAGAGCACUUGUAUCCUGGCAGCCGUCGCCAGGACUCAUUUAGCAUAUGUUAUUGGAACAAGAGAUCAGAAACUUACGUGUGACGACUUGCAGCUGCGUAUUGUGAAUCUCGUGCAACCUACCGUCUCAGUUAUAGAGUACCGCAUCCCAUCCACAUUAUGGGCAAAAGCAUUAGCGAUUGACCGAGAGGAAAACUAUGCGGUGGUUGGUUUUGAGAAUGCCACUGUGCGUUUCUUCAAGGCAAAAACAUCAGAGCAACCGCGAGAAGACCGUCUACAUGCAUCAUCGCACCGGGAUUGCAGGGGAUGUCCGUCAGUCGACACCCUGACAUUCUCUCAGGAUGGGUUCACACUUCUAGCGAGCACAAGAAGUUCGAAAACGGGGCUAGUGCAGAUAUUUUCUUGGCGAUUCCCAUUUCACGAGUUCCAAGAGCUGGCAGCCUGCCGAUAUUUAGUCCCACUUCACGAAUCAGAGGACAACGGUUUGUCCGCGGCCAUAUUUCGACCUGGAUCGGAUGGCGAGGGGACGUUGGUUUGUAUUACGACCUGGACCCAAUCCGGCACUCCUAUUUUGAUACAGCCGCAGGACGGACACAGGAGUGAGAUUAAAGUUGACGGGCCUGGUAAAUCCACCAAACUAGGAAUUAGAAUUCAGGGCCGGGAGCUGGUCAUGAUUAACGACAGAGGUUACGUUUUUCAAGUGUCCAACUUGAAUCCCAGUCCCAUCGAUAUCAGAAGAGUAGCUAUCUCGAAGGGACUUACAGCAAAAAGUGAAUUGUUCGCCAUGUCAUUUGUGACCAUAGCGGACGAGGAAAAUGUUCUGGUGGCAUGGGCUGAUUUGGCGAGAGCUAGGGGCUGGAUUAAACAGAUACCCAUGACAGGGAGGGCAAAUUUCGCAUGCUCUGAUACAUCUGGGUUAUUAUCUGAGUCAUCAUCAUACUGUGCGAUGAAGGAAUUUAUGGGCCCACAGGUUGAGCUUGCUGCUAUUGAGAGGACCCGCGAGCUGCCAACGGAUACAGACGGUGGAAUAUAA
Podospora pseudopauciseta is the source of this 2670-nucleotide messenger RNA. RefSeq lists its product as uncharacterized. Bases 1 to 2670 code for a protein of 889 amino acids. The transcript has 8 exons. The record is from RefSeq and is a predicted model, not a curated record. NCBI's taxonomy places the organism in Eukaryota, Fungi, Ascomycota, Sordariomycetes, Sordariales, Podosporaceae. Gene Ontology annotation, molecular function: protein binding.